This is a messenger RNA of Aspergillus chevalieri, 708 nucleotides long. RefSeq lists its product as uncharacterized. Lineage: Eukaryota; Fungi; Ascomycota; Eurotiomycetes; Eurotiales; Aspergillaceae. The transcript has 3 exons. The coding region runs from base 1 to 708 and encodes 235 amino acids. The record is from RefSeq and is a predicted model, not a curated record.
AUGUUGCGAUCGCAGGAGGGACGGGGGGCCGUCGGCCGCACCAUUUUCGGAGUACUGAGUGGUUCGCCGGAGCAUAAGACGUUUGUUCUGUCACGGAAGUGGUCGAGUCAAGAUCAUGUUCUCGCAGUUGACUACUCCGACAUUGCCCAAUUAGUCUCCAUUCUGGAAGCAAACGAUAUCGACACAAUCAUUUGCGCUUUCGAAGUUAACGACAGCUCCCUCUCGAGCAGCCAACUGAAUUUAAUUGAGGCUGCUACAAAGUCAAAGAGCGUCAAACUCCUCCCUCAACUGAAAGAUCAUUUCGAAGCCAUUGAGAUUCUCCGUGAAUCCAGUUUACAAUGGACUGUCUUCGUCAACAGCAUUUUUCUAGACUACUUCAGCCCGUUUGAGAUGGUCUCCUAUCUCAAGCCCAACGUGUUCGUGGUUGAUCUCGCCAACAAUGUUGCGGGCAUUCCUGGCGAUGGGAACAUUCCAGUUACUUUCAUUAAUACAUUUGACCUCGCAAAAUACGUACUUGUCAUAUUGUCUUUGGACGAAUGGCCGGAGGAAAGUCAGGCCAUCGGAGAAGAAUUGACAUGGAAUGACUUCGCGUUGGCUGAGAGGGUUAAAGGCCUGCAGAAUAUCUCUCCCUCAUAUCAUUUACGGCUUCGUGCUAAUAGCUCCCAGGAGCGAAUUUCGAUGUACACUACACCAGUGUUGAUAAACUGA